Molecule: messenger RNA, 2660 nt
Organism: Paraphaeosphaeria sporulosa
Lineage: Eukaryota; Fungi; Ascomycota; Dothideomycetes; Pleosporales; Didymosphaeriaceae
Product: UV-endonuclease UvdE
Exons: 2
Coding region: 222-2600 (792 amino acids)
Biological process (GO): mitochondrial DNA repair; response to UV; nucleotide-excision repair
Cellular component (GO): nucleus; mitochondrion
Molecular function (GO): endonuclease activity
Source: RefSeq, a predicted model, not a curated record
CUGUUUUUCGCGUUAGUCAUCCACCGUGACGAUGGCACGGCUGCAACAAUUGCUCUCGCAAGCCUCGAGCUUGUCACCAGCACUACCAGCAGUUUGCGACACGCAUCAGUCACCUCCGGACAUUUAUGAGACGCUUUGUUCUCUCCAUCAGCCACCCAGUUGCACUCCGAGCCUCCUUUGCGCCACGGCUCGCGCAGAGCACUCCCGCCUGUUUACUCACAAUGGCCAGGCGUAGGCAGUCAUCAGGAGUAGCCGCGGCCACCACAUCCUCGAGUGACGGCCCUUCCCGAUCCCGUCAGCAGACCAAGGUCCCUUUUCCCGCAAACGUCGCCCAUCUCCACGAUGCAGAGCCUCAUCCUACACCGGCCCCGGCGCGCCGCCAGUCAUCACGCAACAUCUCAUCCCACGCAAGCACGAACCCCAAUACCAAUCCAGAUGUUGUUGAUGGUAUUACUGCGCUGCGGGCUUCACCGGACAACGUGGAGCUUGCGAGUAUUGCAGACGAUCUGAAACCCGACAGGGAAAUUCCUCGCCAACCCACUGACGCCACACCUGCAGCGCCGAAUGCACUCACGGAGCAUAGCUCCAUUGAUGUACCUGCAGAGGCGCACGGACAGUCACGAGGUGCGCGCUCCAGGAGGCCUAAGAACGGGAGUGCGCCAGCACCUGAGACAGCUGCGGCUGGUGUCCCUGAGCAACCCCCCGGCAAGAACAAACGAAAGAGGGGUGCCAAUGCGAAGGAGCAUGUGAAGGUGGACAGUGCGGCUGCCAAUGGUACCACCGACGCUGGAUCCACAACAGCUACCACAGCCUCCUCAGGGCCUGCCGUUGAGAAAGACGUGGGGGUCACUGUUGAUCCUGAAGCUGACGAAGAUGCUGCCGAGAGCGAAGACGAGAUCAAGGAAGCUUUGUCCAGGCCGCCGCCCGUCAACUCUGACUAUCUGCCUCUGCCGUGGAAGGGCCGUAUUGGAUACGCCUGUCUGAAUACAUACUUGCGCAACGCUAAUCCGCCCGUCUUUAGCUCACGGACGUGCCGGAUAGCCAGCAUCCUCGAGCAUCGACACCCUCUCAAGGACCCGUCGCAGCCUGAGCAUGCCACUAAGAACCGCCCUGCCCGAGAUCAGCCCGCCGACGUUGCAAGAGGACAACGUUACGUUGAGGAGUUCGGUCUCGCCAACGCCCGCGAUGUCAUCAAGAUGGUUCGCUGGAAUGACAAGUACGGCAUAAAGUUCAUGCGCCUGAGUAGUGAGAUGUUCCCCUUUGCCAGCCAUGAUGAAUACGGCUACAAGCUCACUCCUUUCGCGGCAGACACCCUCGCCGAGGCGGGUAAGGUCAUUGCUGAGCUCGGCCACAGAGUGACUACGCAUCCAGGCCAGUUUACGCAGCUUGGAUCGCCGCGCAAACAAGUCAUUGACAAUGCCAUCCGUGAUCUUGCCUAUCAUGAUGAGAUGCUGUCGCUUCUCAAGCUGCCGCCCCAGGAAGAUAGAGAUGCUGUCAUGAUCUUGCAUCUUGGGGGUGCCUAUGGUGACAAGCCUGCUGCUAUUGAACGCUUCAAAGAGAACUACUCUCAGCUUCCUCAAAGCGUCAAGAACCGUCUUGUUCUUGAGAACGAUGAUGUAGUCUGGUCGGUCCACGAGAUCUUGCCUCUUUGUGAAGAACUCAAUAUCCCCAUGGUCCUUGAUUUUCAUCAUCACAACAUCCUCUUCGACUCCACUCAGAUUCGUGAAGGCACCAAGGACAUUGUUGACUUAUUUCCUCGUAUCCUUGAGACAUGGAAGAAGAAAAACAUCACACCGAAAAUGCACUACUCGGAACCGUGUCCAGAAGCAGUCACCGCGCGGACCAGGAGAAAGCAUUCCCCACGUGUGAUGACGCUCCCGCCGUGUCCGGACACCAUGGAUCUCAUGAUCGAGGCAAAGGACAAGGAACAGGCUGUCUUCGAGCUCAUGCGGACGUUCAAGCUGCCGGGUUUCGAUUUCUUCAACGAUGUCAUCCCGCACGUUCGACAAGACGAGAACAGGCCGUGGAAGCCAAAGCCGAAGAAAGCGGCAAAGAAAAGCAAGAAGAAGGCAGAGGGGCUAGAAGAGCUCGAUGCCAAAGUGGAAGAAGAGGCGGAGGAGAAGCCUCCGCCCGUUGUUCCCGAGGAAGAGGUUGGUAUGGGAGGCCCAGAUCGCAGAGUAUACUGGCCGCCAGGCAUGGAAGAUUGGCUGCGGCCAGUCAAGCGCAUCAUCAAGAAAAAGGACGAUGCAGAUGGUGCUGCUACGCCUGCGAAGAAGAAGAGGAAAACUGCAGCUGGUGCAGCCAACACAGAUGACGUGCCGUCCAUCAAUGGCGAUACAUCUGCGGAGAAGAAAAGGUCCGUGAAGAAGCCCGCUCCAAAACGUGCAACCACCAAGCAGAAGGGGCCUGGAAAGACAAUCCCGGCGCCUUCUCCGUCUGAUGAAGGUAGUGACCCGCUUAGUAGCCUAGGCGAGGACGACGACGGCGAUGAGGGUGGAGGCGCGCCGCCGAACAAGCGUGCGGCGCCCGCUCCGGCUAGGAAGAGGUCGGGGCGAGUGUCUCAGCGGGUGAGCUACAAGGAGGAAGAGGCUGAUGACUGAGUGUGCGAAUGUCACCAUGUUAUUAUCAUGUGCUUCUUCGGUAUUGCAAGGUCGCUGGUA